AUGGCAAAACAUUUUAUUUCUACUCCCUUCAUUAUUGUAUUCCCCCUCUUCAUUUUCUUGACCACCACUCCUUCACAUUCCAACAACCAUACUGAUCUCGAAGCUCUUCUAGAAUUCAAGAAAUCCAUACACGAUGAUCCACUGCAUGCUUUGAGCUCAUGGAACGAAACAACGCAUUACUGCAGAUGGAAAGGCGUCUCGUGCAGUAGAAGGCAUCCAAGCAGAGUCGUCUCUCUGUCUCUGCGGUCUCAACGCCUAGUGGGAUCGCUCUCACCCCACAUAGGUAACCUCUCUUUUCUAAGAAUCAUCAACUUGAAAAACAACACCUUCAGCGGCCCAAUCCCUCAAGAGAUUGGUCGCCUCAGAAGGCUUGAAGUGAUCGAGUUUAGUAACAAUUCUUUGGGAGGUGGGAUUCCAACAAACAUAUCACGAUGUAUCAAUCUUAAAUACCUGAAUUUGAUUGACAAUGACCUUAGUGGAGCUAUAGUCCCCGAGAUGGCUUCUCUUGUCAACCUCCAAGCAUUAGGGUUGUCAGACAACAUGCUUUCAGGGACUAUUCCACCAUUCCUAGGAAACCUCACGGAUCUAUUACAACUUUCGUUAAACGAAUGCCGCUUCCAUGGAGAGAUUCCAGAGUCGCUCGUGCAGCUUAGAAGAUUGCAGCUGAUAGCUGUGGGUUAUAAUGACCUAACUGGUACUAUUCCAUUAGGCCUAUAUAAUAUUUCAAGUAUCAUGAUUUUUAUAGUUGCUUUCAAUCGACUCCAUGGAAACAUACCUUCCGACAUAGGCUCCACACUUCCCAACUUGAUGAUCCUUUAUUUGCAAUCCAAUCAUUUAAGUGGAGCGCUUCCAGCUUCGCUAUCGAACUCUUCCCUGAUUAAACACAUACAAUUAACUGGGAACAAUUUCACCGGAAAAAUGAUUGAUUCAUCAAAGCUUUCAUCUCUUGAGAUUCUUACAGCUGAUUAUAACCAUUUCCAUGGAGAUAUAGGUCCUGUUUUAUCAUCCCUCACAAACUGCACUAAACUUGAAGGUUUGACGUUGUCUACAAACCAUUUCAGUGGUUCGUUGCCAGAUUCCAUUGGCAAUCUUUCUAAUCACUUGUGGUUCCUAAGACUUUACCAAAAUCAGUUAAGUGGAAGCAUUCCAUCUAGUAUAGGAAACCUUGUUGGUCUCACCACAUUAUCAGCUUUUAGAAAUAAUCUACAAGGUCCAAUUCCUUCCUCCAUUGGAUUACUUCAUAAGUUGCAAGUAAUUUAUCUCUAUAAAAAUAGACUGACAAACGAGAUGCCAUUUUCAUUAGGCAACUUGACUUUGUUGAACAAUCUGGACUUGGGACUAAACAAUCUUUCUGGGAGUAUACCUAAUAGUCUUGGCAAUUCUACCAACUUGUUAUCAUUAGAUCUUUCAUACAACAAUCUCAGUGGUUCAAUACCUCCCGAAAUUGUUAAGCUUUCCUCCAUUGCUGUUGUACUCAACGUAUCUCACAAUGCCUUGGCGGGUAAUAUUCCAUCAGAAGUUGGCACAUUGACAAAUCUUGCGGCCAUGGACUUGUCCCACAAUAGAUUAUCCGGAACCAUCCCAACUUCAUUGGGCAGUUGUGUGAUGCUCAGCUCGCUUCACCUUGACAGAAAUUCUCUUCAAGGUGAGAUACCUGAGAGUCUUAGGGCUUUGAGAGGUUUAGAGUAUUUGGAUAUUUCGCAGAAUAAUCUCUCAGGGAUGAUUCCAAGUUUUCUUGUUGAGUUUCGCUUGGUGUAUCUCAACAUUUCUUUCAAUGAGUUGCAAGGUGAAGUCCCAACACUCGGAGUUUUCCAAAAUGAAAGUGCAAUCUCACUUGUUGGAAACCAAGGCUUGUGUGGAGGUAUUGCAAGACUAAACCUUCCUUCUUGUCCAACAUCACCAAACUCCAACAAGAAAGGUUUAGGUAAAAUCUUGAUCCCAUCUAUUGUCGGAGCCAUAUGCCUAGCGAUUGCAGUGUGCUUCUGUGUGAUCAUUAUACACAAGCGACGUACACAUCUAAAUGUUGGAGCCCCCACAUUCCAAGUGCCAGACUUUUUGAGGCUAUCUUAUGCCGAUCUUUUGAGUGCCACAGAAGGAUACUCCGAGACAAAUCUACUUGGUAUAGGGAGAUUUGGAUCUGUAUACAAAGGGACUAUCAAAGAUGAUGAUGAGCAGACAGAUUUAGCAGUGAAGGUGCUAGAUCUUAGAGUAAGAGGAGCUUAUAAGAGUUUGGCAUCGGAAUGCAAUGCACUGAGAGGCAUACGACACAGAAACUUGCUCAAGAUUGUGAGUGUAUGUGACAGCACUGAUUUUCAAGGGAAUGAUUUUAAGGCAUUGGUGUAUGAAUUUGUGGCCAACGGAAGCCUCGAGAACUGGCUGCAUUCUGAGAUUGAAGGCAGGGGAGCUCUCAGUGCUAUUCAGAGACUGAAUAUUGCAAUUGAUAUUGCAUCUGCAGUUGAGUACUUGCAUUGUGGUACUGAUUCCAUAGUUAUUCAUGGAGAUUUAAAGCCGAGUAACAUUCUCUUGGAUCAAGACAUGGUCGCCAAAGUUGGUGAUUUUGGAUUAGCUAAAAUUGUGUCAAGUAUUUCACAAAAUUUGACAUCCACAGAAGGAAGCAGUUCAUCAGCAAUCAAGGGUACCAUAGGCUACAUUGCUCCAGAGUAUGGCAUGAGCUAUGUUGCAUCAACUCAAGGGGAUGUAUACAGUUACGGAGUUCUUGUGCUUGAGAUGUUUACAAACAGAAGACCAACAAGUGAUGCAUUCGAAGGCUGCCUAAAUCUCCAAGACUUCGUUAGCACUGCCUUGACGGACCGUGUAACAGAAGUAGUGGAUCCGUUUCUGCAUCAAGAACUUAAUGUGGAUGAAAAGUAUUGGGAUUGCAUUGUUUCAAUUCUGAGGAUUGGAGUGAGAUGCUCGAAGCAACUUCCAAGAGAUCGCAUGUCGAUGACAGAGGUUGUUAAUGACUUGAAAAAGAUUAAAAAAGUGUUUCCAGUUUAUAAAAAUGGAAGAAAUGUUGCUUCGUGCCAACAUUGAAAUAGUUGUUCCUUUCUAUCUGUUGGCAACAUUUUCAGUUGUAAAGGCAGUUUCUGUUCACUCUUUUUUUAAUUGUGAUGUUAUGUGUUAAGUCUCUUUUUGA
Messenger RNA from Salvia hispanica, 3136 nucleotides. RefSeq lists its product as uncharacterized. The record is from RefSeq and is a predicted model, not a curated record. Gene Ontology annotation, biological process: protein phosphorylation. Gene Ontology annotation, molecular function: protein kinase activity; ATP binding; protein binding. Lineage: Eukaryota; Viridiplantae; Streptophyta; Magnoliopsida; Lamiales; Lamiaceae.